Messenger RNA from Aspergillus tanneri, 534 nucleotides. RefSeq lists its product as uncharacterized. Gene Ontology annotation, cellular component: EMC complex. The record is from RefSeq and is a predicted model, not a curated record. Bases 1 to 534 code for a protein of 177 amino acids. Gene Ontology annotation, molecular function: protein binding. Lineage: Eukaryota; Fungi; Ascomycota; Eurotiomycetes; Eurotiales; Aspergillaceae. Gene Ontology annotation, biological process: protein folding in endoplasmic reticulum. The transcript is spliced from 3 exons.
AUGAGUCUACGGGGUUUGUAUGAGGAGGCGGUUGCAGAAAACCAGUCUGAUCUUGAAGAAUGUCUUCGAAGAUAUGACGUAUCGCUCUCAGAGAACCCAGUGAAUUUGCCCAUAUUAAAGCGCCGUGUUGCGUUGUUGCGAACAAUAGGGAAGCCAGAGCUGGCGAUUAGCAGCUUAGUGGAUUUCCUGAAUGCUGUCCCGACCGAUGCAGAGGCCUGGUGUGAACUCGCAGAAUUAUACUAUGCACAAGGGAUGAGUUCACAAGCAAUAUUCAGUCUCGAGGAAGCUCUCUUAAUAGCACCUAGUGCCUGGAAUGCUACUUCCACGUUUUCAGCUAUAAAACACCGAAAAGGUCAUCUGCAAGCUUCAUUGCCGACAGUGGAAACACUUUCCAAUAUUGAAAGAUUGAAUACUUUUGCAAAACAUGGUCUGGAGGCUAUUGUGAAACGGCGAUCCCUGAACCGUCAACUUCGGGACUAUGCGCAAGGUGAGCUCAUGGCAGCGAAGGAGCUGCUAGGUCACAUGCAGCAAUAA